AUGGCGGCAUCCGCGGCGCCGUCGCCGCGGUGGCUGUGUCAGAGGUGCGGCACGCGGCUCGAGGUCACCGGGCUCGACGGCCUCGCGCUUGGCGCGUCCUCGCUCAGCCAAUCAGCGGCGGAUGCGCUGGGCGCGUCGCGAUGCGGCGCGCAGCACGCCGCCGCGAAUUCCGUGUCAAUGCUGGAUCAGUCGUUCGUCGUCCUGCCGCCCAACUCCUCCGCGUUUCACGGCGCGUCUUACGGCACCCCUCACGCGCCUCGUCAUGGAGCCGCUGGUGGGGCGAUCCGACCGUCAAUUAAUCCCGCGAUCAGUGCUCCGCCGUUGAUUCCACGUCCCCCUACAGGCAGUCCCGUUACCGCGAGUCCUGGUGCUGUUCCUGCCGCGUCUGUCGCCGUCUCUCCCGCUGCGGGCUCAGCUGGUGCAUCAAACCCAUCGUCCAUCCCAGAAGAGCAGCAGCCUCAGCCGCAGGAUCAGACCCAAGAGCAUCCCCAGCAGAGGUCAUCAACGGCUGAGAUUCAGUCUCAGAGUUGGUCUCAACUUCAGCGCCCCCCGCGCGUCUGGACAAGUCGUUUGUGGUGCUACCUGGCUCGGCUGCUUUUGGUAGUACCCAUCACCUCUGCCUCUUACACGCCUUGUGUUCUCGCCUACCUCUCCUUUGCUCCUCCCUCUCGCUUCCCCCGUUCCGCCCCUCCAGCGCCCCCCGCCCGUCUGGACGAGUCUUUUGUGGUGCUACCCGGCUCGGCUGCUUCUCUCUACGCCCCUCCUCCUGCCCUCCCCCACGCGCCCUCCUCCUCCUCCUCGCACGCCCGCCCCUCUCCCCACACCCACCCCUUCCCCCUUCCUCCCACCAUGUCCGGUGCUGCUGCUAACGCACCUGCACCUGCUGCUAUCCCUCCUUCCUCACCCGCUGCUGCUGCCACCGCUGCUGGUGCCGCUCGCACUGGCGUCUCUGCGAGUUCUGCAUCUCCCUUGUUGUCACAGGGAGGGGUGGCAGCAGCCGUAGCCGUGACUGCAGCAGCUGCUGCUGCUGGUGCUGGUUCUGGUGCUGGUGCUGCUGGUGCUGCUGGUGCUGCUGCUCCGUCCUCUGUCUCUCAAUGCUACCGAGGCGAGGGCACAGGUUCAGAACAGGUGCUGCCUGAGAAUGUGACGGUGGGAAUCGGUUCAAAAGGGUUUGUUGCUGAUGCGGAGAGAGGGAGAGGAGGGAGUGAGGAAAAAGAAAGGAGGGGAAACGUGGAGGAGGAAAGGAGAGAGAGCGAGGAGCGGGAGGGUGAAAGAGGGGAUGGUAUGAGAGGAGGGCCGGAGAGAGGAGGCGAUAGAGAGGAGGAUCAAAAUGAUGCUGAGGGUGACGAUAGCGAAAGUGGAGAGCAGCAACAGCAGCAGCAAGAACAACAACAGAAACAGCAGCAGCAGCAGCAGCAGCAAUUCAAAGAGAGAGGCAGUGAGAGGGGGGCAAGGGAGGUGCAGGCAGGGGGGGGUGGCCUGGCGGGGCAGAUAGAGGCGGUGGAUCGAGUGUUUGACCUGGUGGCUCUGAGGACCAAGGUGGAGAUGCCCCUCUGCUGCCACUGCGCCCACCACGUCUGUCGCGAAAUUGAUGCUCAGGUGCAGUGCGGUGGAGUGCGGUGCAGGGUGGUGGGGUACGGUGCGAUUGCAUGUGGUGCGGUGCGGUGGGGUGGGGUGCGGUGGGGUAAGACGUGGUCUGUUGCGGUGAGGGAGGCAGAGGAAGAAAUAGCAGCGUACGAAGCAGCACUGCAAUCCAUCCUUGCCUCCGCCCCCUCCCCCUCGGCCGCCGCACACCACCCCUUCUCGGUCAACCAUGCGAGUCCUCUGUUCGCGCCCACUGCCGCUGGGGCUCCCAUGGGAGAGGACGCGUUCAGGCACCACAUGGCCGAGGUGGAAGAGGAGGAGAGGCGGCUACAGCAGGAGGCGGAGGAGCUGGAGCAGCAGAGGGCGCAGCUGCGGGCGCAACUGGGGGAGGUGGAGGCGGAGCAGGCUGAGCUGGAUGCUGCUGUCGAGAGGUACUGGCACGAGUUCAACGAGUUCCAGUACCAAGUGUCCGUGCACCAGGAGGCGAGGGAUGGGCUACUGGCGUCCAUAGAGGUGGCAGCAGCGCAGUCAGAUGCGUUGAGGCGCAGCUUUGUGCUCAACGACGCAUUCCACAUCUGGCAUGACGGGGACUUCGGCACCAUCAACAACCUGCGCCUCGGCCGCCUGCCAUCCGUGCCCGUGGAGUGGGAGGAGCUGAACGCGGCAUGGGGGCAGGCGUGUCAUUUGCUCUUCACACUCGCCCGCAUUGCCAACUGCCCCGUCGCGCAUCGCAUCAUCCCCAUGGGAAGCUUUCCUCGAGUCUCUGACGGCCAUAACCAGUUUGAGCUCUUCGGCCCAGUGAAUCUGUUUUGGAGCACUCGUUACGACCGGGCAAUGCUGCUCUUCCUGCACGCCCUCACGGAGUUUGCCGCCUUUGCCAAUGCACACGACCGUGCCAACCACCUCCCGCCUGAAAAGUCCUUCCAGCUGCCCUACAAGAUCGAGGGGGACAAGAUCCAAGGGCUGACGGUGAAGCAGAGUUUCAACCGGGAGGAGCGGUGGACCAAGGCACUCAAGUACCUGCUGUGCGACCUCAAAUGGGCGCUCGUGUGGACCAUGACCAACUUCCACCCACCACUGCCCACGCCGCCACCUGCUAUCCUGAACCUAGUUACACACCUUGACCAGAACAGCGCACCCUAG
Messenger RNA from Closterium sp. NIES-65, 2727 nucleotides. The record is from the annotation of a GenBank genome assembly. NCBI's taxonomy places the organism in Eukaryota, Viridiplantae, Streptophyta, Zygnematophyceae, Desmidiales, Closteriaceae.